GCUCAGCUUGGUGUCCUGGACGCCAGAGCCGUCUGAGCGCUCGGCCGGCCGGCGGUCGACACGGGCUCCGCCGCCCCCGACCUCGGCGACAGAGCAAAUCAGUUUCCUGGAGUGCCAAGCGAAGUUGUCCGUGUGCCCGUGAGAUAACGUCAGUGUAAGCUACCCUGAAUAAGUGAGGGAAAUCGACAACCGUGGAGCGUAAAAAUCCAGUUCAGGGCGUGAGCUGCUUGCAGGAAACAAGGCCACGCAGCUGCUGUUCCAUCUACAUCCCAUUCAAGCCUCCUUAUAAAACUGGAGGAAUUUGGGAAACUGAGUGUGUGACCCCCAACGUGGGAGAGGACAGGAUCAAGAUGGCCAUGUGGCAGGGAGCCAUGGAUAACAGAGGCUUUCAGCAGGGGAGUUUCAAUAGCUUCCGGAGCAGCUCCAGUGAUGAAGACUUGAUGGACAUUCCAGGGACAGCUAUGGAUUUUUCCAUGAGAGAUGAUGUUCCUCCCUUAGAUGGAGAAAUAGAAGAGGACAAGUCAUACAAUGGUGGAGGAAUAGGUUCUUCAAAUAGAAUGAUGGACUUCUUGGAGGAGCCGAUCCCUGGUGUGGGGACCUAUGAUGAUUUCAACACAAUUGACUGGGUGAGGGAGAAGUCUCGAGACCGGGAUAGGCAUCGAGAGAUUACCAAUAAAAGCAAAGAGUCGACAUGGGCCUUAAUUCACAGUGUGAGUGAUGCUUUUUCUGGCUGGUUGUUGAUGCUACUUAUUGGGCUCUUAUCAGGUUCCUUAGCUGGCUUGAUAGACAUUUCUGCUCAUUGGAUGACAGACUUGAAAGAAGGCAUAUGCACAGAAGGAUUCUGGUUUAACCAUGAGCACUGUUGCUGGAACUCCGACCAUGUCACCUUCGAAGACAGAGACAAAUGCCCGGAGUGGAACAGCUGGUCCCAGCUUAUCAUCAGCACGGAUGAGGGAGCCUUUGCCUACAUAGUCAAUUAUUUCAUGUAUGUCCUCUGGGCUCUCCUAUUUGCCUUCCUCGCCGUGUCUCUCGUCAAAGUGUUUGCACCUUAUGCGUGUGGCUCCGGAAUUCCUGAGAUAAAAACUAUCUUGAGCGGUUUUAUUAUUAGGGGCUAUUUGGGUAAGUGGACCCUGAUUAUCAAAACCAUCACAUUGGUGCUGGCCGUGUCGUCUGGCUUGAGCCUGGGCAAAGAGGGCCCCCUAGUGCACGUGGCUUGCUGCUGUGGGAACAUCCUGUGCCAUUGUUUCAACAAAUAUAGGAAGAAUGAAGCCAAGCGCAGAGAGGUCUUGUCGGCGGCAGCAGCAGCAGGCGUAUCUGUAGCCUUUGGGGCGCCUAUCGGUGGAGUGUUAUUCAGCCUAGAAGAGGUCAGCUACUAUUUCCCCCUCAAAACGCUGUGGCGCUCGUUCUUUGCUGCCUUGGUGGCAGCAUUUACCCUACGUUCCAUCAAUCCCUUUGGCAACAGCCGCCUUGUUCUAUUUUAUGUGGAGUUUCACACCCCCUGGCAUCUCUUUGAGCUUGUGCCCUUCAUUCUGCUGGGCAUAUUUGGUGGUCUGUGGGGAGCUUUGUUUAUCCGCACCAACAUUGCCUGGUGUCGGAAGCGUAAGACCACUCAGCUGGGGAGGUACCCUGUUGUAGAGGUACUCGUUGUGACAGCCAUCACUGCCAUCCUGGCUUUCCCCAAUGAAUACACCCGCAUGAGCACAAGUGAGCUCAUUUCUGAGCUAUUCAAUGACUGUGGACUUCUGGACUCCUCCAAGCUCUGUGAUUAUGAGAACCAUUUCAACACAAGCAAGGGGGGUGAGCUGCCCGACAGACCGGCUGGUGUGGGAGUCUACAGUGCCAUGUGGCAGCUGGCCUUGACACUCAUACUGAAAAUUGUCAUCACUAUAUUCACCUUUGGCAUGAAGAUCCCUUCUGGCCUGUUUAUCCCCAGCAUGGCUGUUGGUGCUAUAGCAGGUCGACUUUUGGGAGUGGGAAUGGAGCAGCUGGCUUAUUACCACCACGACUGGGCCAUCUUCAAUAGCUGGUGUAGUCAGGGAGCAGAUUGUAUCACCCCUGGCCUUUAUGCGAUGGUUGGGGCUGCAGCCUGCUUAGGUGGGGUGACGCGGAUGACCGUUUCUCUCGUUGUCAUAAUGUUUGAACUAACUGGGGGCUUGGAGUACAUUGUGCCUCUGAUGGCUGCAGCCAUGACAAGCAAGUGGGUGGCAGACGCUCUUGGGCGGGAAGGCAUCUAUGAUGCCCACAUUCGUCUCAACGGUUACCCCUUUCUUGAAGCCAAAGAAGAAUUUGCCCAUAAGACCCUGGCAAUGGAUGUGAUGAAACCCCGGAGAAAUGAUCCUUUAUUGACUGUCCUUACUCAGGACAGUAUGACUGUGGAAGAUGUAGAGACUAUCAUCAGUGAAACCACUUACAGUGGCUUCCCAGUGGUGGUGUCCCGGGAGUCCCAAAGACUUGUGGGUUUUGUUCUCCGAAGGGAUCUCAUUAUUUCAAUUGAAAAUGCACGGAAGAAACAGGAUGGUGUUGUGAGCACGUCCAUCAUUUAUUUCACCGAGCAUUCUCCUCCCAUGCCGCCCUAUACCCCGCCCACCCUGAAACUCCGGAACAUCCUGGAUCUCAGCCCCUUCACUGUGACCGACCUCACCCCCAUGGAGAUUGUCGUGGACAUCUUCCGCAAGCUGGGACUGCGGCAGUGCCUGGUUACGCACAACGGGCGGUUGCUUGGAAUCAUUACCAAAAAGGAUGUGUUAAAGCAUAUAGCACAGAUGGCGAACCAAGAUCCUGACUCCAUUCUCUUCAACUAGAAUCACAGGGUUGUGCUGGAUAUAAAACAGGAAGGACAUUGCAGACCAUGGAUGUAUUUUGUUAACUGGGUACCCAAAACACAUUUCCUGUAUUUGGAGGGUGAAGUUAUAUUAUUAGUGUGUUGUCCCUUUCCUCUAAGUUAGCCAGUUGCACUACAUAAUCUCUGGAAUUUAAUCUUCUCUUUAGGAGAAAAUACAGUUAGGCAUCUGUGAUAUUGCAUUAGGAAGAUUUUAUGAAAGAGUCAACGAGAUUGCUCUGGUUUCAUUCUUUUUAAUUUUUUUAAAAUUUAAAACAUAAUUGUUAGCCAAUAUGCAAUCACUGAAAACUAUGCAAGAAAAAUUCCAACCGUCCUGACCUAUAGCCUGCAGGAAACUCAUGAAAAAGUCACUUUUUUUGGACUCUGUCGUUGGUGGAAGAUGAAGUGUAAGCUAAGGGGCUUUGCUUUUCCAACCACAGAAAGGAAAGCCAGAAGGAAAAUAGUAAUGGUGUUCUCCAGACUGUGAAAAUUCAGUUCAAAUGUUAUCUUGUUCCUGUUACAAUACUUAGCAUUAUUAGUUUGUGUGUGUGUAUGUGUAUGUUAAUUUUAAUAUCUGAUUAUAAGACAAUGCUGCUUUGGUUAACCUUCUCUAAACGAAUUUAGAGAGGUUGACUUUUAUAGCUUGCUUGUUCCUGGUACUCUUUUGAAGUGCACAAAGAUAAGUCAUGGAACUUUCUCCUUGUCUGCAAAAAGGGUAAUUUUCCAGAUGGUAUCUGUUAGCCAGUAGACAAGGACUUCGUCAUGAAUUUGUUAGUAGCAAGGAAUGAUUUCUUCGGCUUCCUUGGAAUGAAUGAUUAGUAAAGUUCUAAGCAAAAUCAAUGACUAGGAAUUUCACAUUUUCUUGUGAGGUCCUGACUCAUUCUCUUAGCCAGAUGCCGCCUCCAUGAGUGAUGGUGCUUUAGGCUUCUGGAAUAUGUAAGAGUAGUAAAGGGAAUCACUUCGAGACUGCGUGCUGAUAAACCAGGGAAGAUCCCGAGCUGAAUCUGCAUACUCAUGCAUUCCUUUGUGAAGACCACCAGUACUAAAAUAGCUGGGGGCUCAUGCCUCCUCCCAGUGUUAAGUGCAUAACACAGGCCAGUGUUGUCCCUGUGAACAUGAAUUUAGGCUUGGGGUACAUUCAAAUCUAUUUGAGGCAUUGGAAUUAGGAUAGGCAGCUGCGACUCCCUUGAGGCUCCUUAGAAUUCUAAGUAAAACGCAGAGCUAUCCUAAGACCCAGGGGUGUGGACAAGGCCUGGUGACACCAAAGGUGCUUGUUUAUCCAAUUGCAAAGGUGCCUGUCUCAAUUUUCUACCACCUUUAUUGCAGUAGAAAACAUCACACUGUAGGGACACCUGGUGGAAUCACAGAGCCACCAUCAUCGCCAUCAUUCCGACCGACGCCCUGUUUCAUUUUCUGUUGUUUUCCCCAUGUGCAGCUGCCCCUGCUACCAACCCUGUGUUUCCCUCCAUUCUUUUCUCCUUCCACUCCUCAGUCCCCAGUCCUCUCUUUGGGAUUGGGCGCCAUGCCUGGUUAAUCAUUCCUCUCUCAAGGAAGAACUCCCAGGGAUAGUUAAAUUGUAAACUGGGGCUCAGCAACCUUCUGGCAUGGGGACCCGAGGUAACGCACAGCCGCCUGCUUUGCUCUCUAGCGCAUUUGCUGUCACCAUGCCUCCUUCCCUCUCUGUGCCGAUGCCCAGGGCCCGCAGUAGCGGGACUCAACUGCCAGGGCUGUGAAUUCAGCCUUUCCUGUUCUGCAGGUCCGUCCCUGCACUGUGCACCAUCCUUCCAGCCUAGAACCAGCAGUCACUCAGCACAGCCUCCCCUUCCCUCCACCUCCCCUCCCCCAACACCUCAGGGUUCCUCAUUUUAAAAGUUGCUGAACCCUGAAUCUAGGAUUUUUUUUUUUUACCCCUAGUUCUUUCCAAAAUCUGAAAUUCUUUUAUUGCCCAGACCUGGGUAGCUAAGGCUUGUAUUGAUUUUUAUCUUUCAGCUGUCAAGGCACUCACCAGAGUUUUGCUUCGUUUCUUCUUUUCUUUAAAGUAUAUCAUGCUAACAUUUUAGAGAAAGAGAAAAAAACUCUUUAGGUUAUCUUCAGUUAUAGUCAUGACUUAGUCCCUUUAUGUCUUCUGUCCCUUUCAUGCCACUGAUUUCCUCAUCUGAGAUGAGGCCGUGGGCUAAACCGCCCCUGUGUAUUGUGCAGAAGUCAUUCUUAUCUGUAUUUCUGGUUCACUACCUAUCUUUUCUUAUUAGCUGUCCAGCUGAAGUUUGCAAAACAGGAAGCAUUAGUAUUUCUGGUAUUUGAUGAGACAAAGGUUUGGUCGCAUUUCAUAGUGCAGCAGUGCUAUGGAGGGCGUCUGAGUUUGCCUUUGUGUUUCUUCUAGGGUCUGUUUUUGAUUUCAGACAGAUGAGCCAGUGUUAAGGUGCUACUUCAGAGAAUUAAUUCGAGAAAUCAGAUAACACUGUGCCAAGGUAUAGGUAUACUUUCUAGAUGCUAAGCACCGAUUGGCCCUCCAGAGAAUAAUAUCCUUUUGAUACCUCACUCCUGAUAAAUCUCAUUCAUUAACCUCAGCUUCUCAGGAAUCCUUGUAACACAUAGGCUAGAAGUAGCUAUAGUGUACGGUAUUCAUUAUAUGUCCAGUCCUAUGGUUUGGCUCAAAGGUUGGCUAAUUGUGGCUAGAGCUCUCUGCUAGACUGUUAGCUCUGCACCUGACACUCAAGGGUUUCUUGUCUUCAGGCAAAGGAAAAUGCUUUCUGCCAUUGCAAAGUCAGCAGUUGGACCGACUUAACCAACAAACAAAGCUGAUACAGGGAGGCCUCUCUGUAGCCUCAAGUGGCCACAUACCUCAAUGGCAAAAGACUAGAUGAUCUGUGAUUUAAAAAUUAAUUUGAAUUGAGACGAGUGUGUUUGGGCGUAAAGAAGAGAAAAUUGCCCAACACAAGGGAAGGCUCUACAAAGGAAUGCUAGUAAGUGCUUCAGGAGAGAGGAUUUUCCGAGGAGAAAGAUCUGGGAGACAUCCAGUCAUGAAAAGAAUGGGGGUUGGUAGGUUUGUAGAAGUCUAGCUGCUAUACUUUGUAGAGUCAGGUAUUCAGUGUAAGGAAUUACAGAGGCCAAAACCGUUAAUGCAUGGUUAGACCACUGGAAGGGGGAAGCAAGGGACCGAAAAUGCAAACUAAUGGCCACUUUCAAGGUCAUUUCUAUUCGGAUGUUUGUUCAGACACUCUCCUCUUUUCUGGCCCCAGCUUCCUUCUGGCUUGGGCCAGCUGUGGAAUAGAGGUGGUAUAAUCCACAGAAUUGAUAUCCUCUGGUGGAUAAUCUGACAUUGAUGACACUUUGGAUUUGCCAGCUGGCAGAGCAGACGAUUAAUUUGCUGAUUGAACAGCAAAGCAGCUUAGUUGUUUUGGCAUCAGAGGCUGAAUCUGAAGCCCUUACCGGAAGAGCAGAGCACAACAGAAAUUUCUGUAGCAAGUCUCCAUUUCCAUUGGAAUGUGAGAAAGAUAAAGUAAUGGGGAUUUAGUGUGGUUUAAGACUGUGAAGUAAUUCUUACCCAUGAUCUUUUUUUUUUUAAAGGUGGAGAGGGGAGAGAGAAAGAGAGAAUCUUAAGCAGGCCCCAUGCCUAGCCUUGAGCCCAACGCAGGGCUCAAUCUCAAAACCCCUUACAACCCCGAGAUCGUUAGCUGAAAUCAAGAGUCAGAGCUUAACCGACUGAGCCACCCAGGUGCCCCUUAACCAUGAUGUUAGGAGCUCGUUCAGGUGUGGGGGGAACAAAUAUAAAAACUUGUCAUGCAGCAGAGUCCCAUCAUGCAGAGUAAUCGAGCAUGUUAUACGUUUUAAGUAUUUGCAUUGCCUGUCCCGGGUCGGUCUCUAUCUUGGUUGGUUUUGUGAGGUGAUGAGGAGGAUGGUGAACUUGUUUAUCCCGCAGUAUCUUUUUAUUUUAAUUAUGAGGAGUGCAAUUUUUGAAGUUUGAGUUUUUAAUGAUGAUAGUGAAGACAGUAUUGAGAAUCUGAAAUAACCAGUGUGUUUUAUAUUGCCAAAGUGCUUGCUGAGGACUGUCCGUCCACAUCGCCACCAAUAAAUUCAGGGAAGGCAGGAGGACAUUUUUUCAGGGUAGUACACAGAGUAUUGAGCUCUUGAAAACCCUGAGAAAAACUAGAGCUUUAGAAAGGAAAUGGGAAGUAGGAUAUUCAGUUCUUUAAAAAAAAAAAAAAAGUCUAAAUAUGUGGCCUGAACUUAAGUGUCCUAAAACCUUGAUUUUUUUUUUUUUUUUUAAACCGCCUCUGGGUUUGCCUGGACUCCCUCUGGAGAGAGAAUUGGAAGAUGCGGCAGUGGAAAACCCCUAGUAAGAAAGUAUAUGAGUUCUUGCAAGAUGGUGGUAGGAAGGCCGUCCUACACCCCAAGCCAUACAAUCGGGCCUUUAUAAACUGUUUGUUCAUGUGCCUGGGUAGAGAACAAGUCAAGUAGUCUUUCAGAGACCAGGUUUUGCAAGUAGAGGAGAGGCUCUGAGCCAUGUUUUGCUGGAGGCAGUCUGCUUGGAUGGGGAGGGCUAACCUGAGACCAGACAUCUGCUCAGGAAGGGGGCUGGUGACAACAUGCCAUUGUCUAAAUGAGAAGCUUUAGGUAGACCGUCUUGAAUUUUGAUAGCAAGACAUUUAAAAAAAAAUCUAUAUUGUAGCCUCCCGAGAAUGUAUUUCUUGUGUAUUAAAAAGAAAAACAGAGAGGGCUUCUCGGAUCAGAGCUCAGGGAGCCGUGUAAACUUGCAGGGAAAUUAAUGUAGUGGUCCCCAGGCGACCCUUUGCUCUGCCUCAGUUUUGGUCGUUCACUCCGAGGAGAGAAGUUCUUGGAAUAGUAGGUCUUAGCAACUUCACGUUACUCCACAAAUGUUUGCUGGCUACGGUCUCACUUCUGAACAUCUGGAUCCGGGCAAAGUUUUGAAGCGAUGUAGGGAACAGAAUUGAUUUUUCCACUGUGUAGUCCGAUUUUGCCAACUCACCCAAGAAAGAAAGUCUGUGAUGUGCAGAGUUUGUGUUUCUUGGAUGGGACCCCGCAGGUCCCCCUGCCCAGUCCCACAGUCAUAAAUUCCUACCUCUCAGUUCCUGCCAAAGGGUCUUCAGCCUCUGUGUGCACUCACUAAAUGAAUGCCUUGCUUAAAGUUUGGCCUCUUUAAAAGCAGAAACGGCAUAUGAUGGUGUAAAAAUAGGAGGGUUUAGAAAAAGCGAUCUCUGCCUCUCUUUCUCUUUCCUCUUCCUCCCCCCUCUUUUUUUCCCGUUACCCCUCUCCCUAUCCCCGAUUCAUUUUUUUCUCAGUUGUUAACAAGCAUGUUGUUUUGAAUGUGGACCUUGGGGAAGGGACGGCGUCAUUCUAAGGACAGAGAAUGGAGGACACUUCUAAGCUGCUGGACCACAUGGGGUUCUGCUCUACUGUCGGGGCCAAAGCCAGGGCUGUUCCUUGAGAGCAUUAAGGGUUUUAGCGUCUCAAGGCGGACAUAUGAAGAAUUCAUUGCUAAACCUGAUUUUCUACUAGUCCAAAUCUGUUGAAAGUCAGAGACGGCCUAGGAUUUGGUGAGUGAAAUGCCAUCUGGCAACAUGGGGACAAAGGGGUGGCCUGAGAUGGUUUCAUCAGGGUGGGAAUGAUCAGUCUGGUCACAUUGGGUAUGACCUCAGAACACACGGUCCUUCAAGAGUGCUCAUUUUCCCUUCUCUGUUUUACUGUGGCCCCUUCCUCCCUCCCUUCUCGCCCUUUGCCCUGCCUUUUCAGUACUCAGCUUUUAAAUAAAUAUGUACAUUUUUAUUAUAUACUUGGUCCUUUGGGACUAUGUAAUGGUUAAGAAGUGAUUUCAUUCUAGAUUUAAAAAUCCGACGUGUUUAGUAUUUUGUUCUCUUAAACUGUCUUUUGGAGCUAUGCUGCUAACCCGGUACAGGCCAGAAAGGAGUUGGGCCUGCCAGAUAGCACCCUGGUCAUGUCACCUGAGGAUGACAUUGAUGUUGCUACGGUGACUCUUCUCUGUUUGACCAAGGCCAGCCUCCCGCUCUUACCUCUCUAAUUCACCCCUGGCUCCGGGAGAAUUGCUACCCACUGGGUGAGCCGGUGAGGCCAGGAGGAUCAGAAAAGCCGGUUUCCAGCCCACGGGCCCCUCUCUGAAUUCUCCAUAAUACGCUCAUUUGUAAGGCCGGCUCCCUACCACAGUAGCCAAAGAAAACCCGUCUGACUCGACAUUUUAGGUCCUCAGCGUUGGUAAAGGUCCCUCUGAAGCUAACGCACAGACAGCAACAGCAGCCAGGCAUGUACAGAAGCUAGCAUCAGCCAAAGCUCAUACAGCCCGAGUUGCAUAGGGAGCUUGGUGCCGAGCUGUUCUGAGCGAUUAUUUAUUCGAGUACUGCCAAGCCUUACGUCACGCUUUCUUAGCUUUGUUCUAGCUUGUAGAGGGGUUGGUCCCCGUUCAUAGGCACAGCCUGUACCAAAGCUGUGGCUUACUGCUUGCUUCAUUUCGCUUCCUGGUCAUGCAUAGCAACAUAGUCUAAAAAGGAAGACAUGGGCUGGGGAGUUAGGAGACCUGGUUUCUAUUCCCUAUGCUUCUACUAACUAGCCUUGAGAUCUUAACCGCUCUGUGCCUCAGUGUUCCCAUCGGCAAAAUGGGGAUAGCGUUAAUUGCCCUACCUACCUCACAGGGUUGUUGUGAGGAUAAACCGAGACAAUGAAUGGAAAGUACUUUGACAAGUAAGUGCUAUGCAAACUGUAAGAGAUGGAAACAAUCACGUUAAAGGCAAUGGAAUGGACACUGGCAGAAGGGUUAAGGGGCUCAUCCAGCCCUUUCUCUGUGUGGCAUAAACCCGGGUCGCCAUUGCUUUAUACAUUUUCACCUAGCACAGAUUUGUAAUUAUGCAUGUAAUAAAGCACAGCCUUAUCCUA
Messenger RNA from Mustela erminea (ermine), 9721 nucleotides. RefSeq names its product chloride voltage-gated channel 5 (gene CLCN5). Bases 351 to 2801 code for a protein of 816 amino acids. Gene Ontology annotation, molecular function: voltage-gated chloride channel activity. Gene Ontology annotation, biological process: transmembrane transport; chloride transport. Gene Ontology annotation, cellular component: membrane; Golgi apparatus; early endosome. NCBI's taxonomy places the organism in Eukaryota, Metazoa, Chordata, Mammalia, Carnivora, Mustelidae. The record is from RefSeq and is a predicted model, not a curated record. The transcript has 15 exons.